AUGACAUCAAUUAUAGAAAUACCAAGCAUAACUUUAGAAAUAGAUAACAUAGAAACAUUAGUAACAAUCAAAUCUUUUCUUGGAGAAGUUUCUGAUAUUUUUAAAAAUAUAGUUCAAAUCAACGAAAAUGCACAAUAUAAUAAAAAUAUAUCGAAAGCUAUUUUAUGUCAUUUAUUAUCUACAGAAGCAGUUAUAAAAUCUUUAUUUGUUCAAAAAGAACAAUUUAAAAAAGAAUUAACAAAUUCAAAAUGUCAAGAAUCGUUAUAUAAAGUUUUAAUUAUCUUGGGAAAAAUAAAAGAUUUUGCAAGUCAAGUAACGCAAUUAAGAGGACUCGGAAGAUGGGUCGAUAAUAUUCAGGCUAUAGGAAAGAAUUACAGAGAGUUAAUGAAAGAAUAUGAAGAUAGUUUGAACGUUUUAAAGUUUAUAAUAAGAAAAAUUGAUGAUGAAUGUUUAAAAAAUGACAUUGAAGAGACGAGAAAGUUCCUGGAAGAUUAUUCUAAUUAUCAUAAAGGGCAAACUAAUAUUCUUUAUCAAGAAAUUAAAUCUAUCAAAAGUAAACCUGAUUACAAUCAUUGUUUAAUAGAUAUACGAACAAUUGAUUCAAAUUUAUUACUUGAAAGUUCUGACAAAGAACGUCGUGGAAAAUUAGGCCAUAUCAUUAAAAUGGUUUACAAAGAUUCCACCAAUGUAGCAUGUAAAAGAAUUGAUUCUCAUGAUGCGGAACUAUUACAUGGUGAAUUAGCAAUUCAAAAAAGACUAGUUGAUUGUCCAAAUAUUCUAAAAUUUUAUGGGCUCUCAGGGGAAAAACGGAAUAUCAUGGUCUAUGAGUGGGCUGAAAAAGGAAGUCUAAAAGAAUUAUAUGAAAAAGAAAACAUCACAUGGUCGUUAAAAGCUCAAAUAGUUUUUGGAAUUUGUAAAGGAAUCACGUUUCUGCAUUCUGUUGGUAUUUUUCAUCAUCAUAUUCGGUGUGAAAAUGUGAUGAUGACGGAUCAUUAUGAGCCAAAACUUGUUUUUGAUGUUUCUUUUAGAAAAGCAAGCACUAUGGUUAUUGACUUUUCAACAAUGUAUAAUUGGUCAGCGCCUGAAAAAAUGGCCAAAGAUAGUAAAACUUGUGAAGCUUAUCGUAAAACGUACACACAAGAAUAUGGAUUUAAAGAUUUAAUUCAGAAAGCAUGGAAUCAUUAUCCAAAAGAAAGAAUCAGUAUAAAUACAUUAUAUUUAAGACUUUUAGAAUUAUCUUCAAUUGAUGAAAAAUCAUCAUCUCUGAUAACUGCUGACUCUUGCAACAAUAAUGGAUUAGCAAUACAUGAAGAUAAUCCUAAUAUACCCGAAAUUUUAACAAUUACUGAAGGAAUUAAGCUUCAUAGAUCCAAGAUACCUGAAAACAGAGAAAGAGCAUGGAAAUGCUUUGAAUAUAAUGCAAAACUUAAGUGUUCAAUUAGCAUUUAUUGGAAAGGAUUCUAUUUAUGGGAAGGACUUUAUCCAGCUGGAGCAGAAAGGUCAAAGGAACAGAAGGAUAAAGAUGCAACAGAAGCUUGUGAAUUGUUUAAAAUGGCUGCUGAUGAGGGUGUACCGGAUGCAUGCUUUUGGUAUGCAUAUACAUUACCAAGAAUUAAUGACAAUAGAGAAAAGUUUUUAUAUCAUUUGAAUAAAGCGGUAGAAAAUGGAAAUGCUUCUGCAUUAUAUAUUUUAAGUGAUAUUUAUUUGCAUGGGAAGAUGCAAGUUAAUGUGGAUAAGCAAAGGGGUUUAAGUUACCUAAAGUUGGCAGCUUUUAAGGGUCAUAUAAAAGCCAAUGAAAAGCUUAAAAAUUUGGAUACGACCAUGCUUGACGCAGAAUUAUAA
Molecule: messenger RNA, 1842 nt
Organism: Cetraspora pellucida
Lineage: Eukaryota; Fungi; Glomeromycota; Glomeromycetes; Diversisporales; Gigasporaceae
Source: the annotation of a GenBank genome assembly